AUGGACUCGUUCAUGCUGCAGGAUGCAGCCGCCUUGGAUCGCGUUCGUGCGGCUCAAGAGUUCCUCGACCCUCAAAACGAUUCGCAAGGACGCAGUUACAGGUCGGCGAUUAUCCAGAUGAUGCAGAAAAAGAAACGGAGGCUUGUAGUCAAUCUUGACCAACUCCGCGCCCACAACCCCGAACUCGCCGGAGGAGUCCUCGAGCAGCCAUUUGAUUACACUCUGGCAUUCAACCAUGCCCUGAAGCAGAUCGUUAAGACGUUGCCAGACUCAGGCGAUGCAGAGAAGCUCAACGACGAAUCAUACUAUUGUGCAUGGGCAGGCAGCUUUGGUAUGAAUGCCUGCAACCCUCGCACCCUUUCCUCCCAGCAUCUCAACAGCAUGGUCUCGCUUGAAGGCAUCGUGACCAGGUGCUCGCUUAUUCGACCAAAGAUUGUGAAGAGUGUGCAUUACAACGAAAACAAGGACGUUUUCCACUUCCGCGAAUACCAAGAUCAGACCAUGACAAAUGGAGUUACAACAUCCAGUGCCUACCCCCAAGAGGAUGACGAGGGAAAUUCCCUGACUACCGAGUACGGCUUCAGCACUUACAGAGAUCACCAGACCGUAUCUAUUCAAGAAAUGCCAGAGCGUGCUCCUGCUGGUCAACUGCCCAGAGGAGUUGAUGUUAUACUUGACGACGACUUGGUUGAUCUAGUCAAGCCUGGCGACCGCGUCCAACUCGUGGGAGUUUACAGGACGCUAGGAAACAGAAAUACGAACCAUAACAGCGCCCUGUUCAAGACCGUCAUCAUCGCCAACCACAUAGUCCUCUUGUCCUCGAAAUCUGGAGCUGGGGUCGCCACACACACGAUCACAGAUACCGACAUCCGCAAUAUCAACAAGAUCGCCAAGAAGAAGAACCUUCUUCAACUCCUCUCCCAGUCCCUGGCGCCUAGUAUCUAUGGACAUGACCACAUCAAAAAGGCUAUCCUGCUGAUGCUCCUCGGCGGUGUUGAAAAGAACCUCGAGAACGGCACCCACUUGAGGGGUGACAUCAAUAUUCUCAUGGUGGGAGAUCCUUCAACCGCCAAGUCGCAACUGCUUCGAUUUGUCUUGAAUACAGCGCCUCUUGCCAUCGCCACUACUGGGCGUGGUUCUUCCGGCGUCGGUCUCACUGCUGCCGUUACGUCAGACAAGGAAACAGGAGAGAGGAGACUUGAGGCGGGAGCCAUGGUUAUGGCUGACAGAGGGGUAGUGUGCAUCGAUGAGUUUGACAAGAUGUCUGACGUUGACCGUGUCGCUAUCCACGAGGUCAUGGAGCAGCAGACUGUCACAAUUGCCAAGGCUGGUAUUCACACAUCCCUGAAUGCCAGAUGUAGCGUUGUCGCAGCUGCCAACCCUAUUUUCGGCCAAUACGAUACUCACAAGGAUCCUCAUAAGAACAUCGCGCUACCUGACUCCCUUUUGUCGCGUUUCGAUCUCUUAUUCGUUGUCACUGACGACAUUGAGGAUACGCGAGAUAGGCAGGUUUCGGAGCAUGUUUUGCGAAUGCACCGCUACCGACAGCCCGGUACCGAAGAAGGUGCGCCGGUGCGUGAGAACGGAAAUCAGUCCCUCGGAGUCGCCCUGAGCAACGACUCUGAUGUGCAACGCCUAACGGACGUGUUCGAAAAGUACGAUGCCAUGCUCCAUGCUGGCGUCACUCACACCUCGGGACGCGGCUCCAACAAGAAGCCUGAGGUGCUUAGUAUUCCUUUCAUGAAGAAGUACAUACAGUACGCCAAGAGGGUGCAGCCCAAACUGACCCAAGAAGCAUCGGAUCGCAUCGCAGACAUCUACGUCGGGUUGCGAAAUGACGAAAUGGAAGGCAACCAACGACGGACUAGCCCAUUGACUGUCCGUACCCUGGAGACAUUAAUUCGUCUGGCCACUGCCCAUGCUAAGUCCCGUCUUUCGCAAAUCGUUACCGAACGUGAUGCCCUCGCCGCGGAAGCCAUCCUCCGCUUCGCAAUGUUCAAGGAAGUCGUCGAAGACGAGUCAAGAAAGAAGCGACGGAAGACUCAGACAACUGAAUUCGCUUCCUCUAGCGAGGAGAGCUCCGAUGAUGACGACAACGAGGAUGGUAAAUACAGAAGCACAACAACUCGUACACCGGCGGCACGCUCAGCGCGGUCGACCAGGGGAGUUGCUCGUCUUCGGGUGAAUGGUAGCACGCAAACACCGGGCACCAAUGCUAAUGGCACAAUCAGUGAUCAACAUGAUAGCGACGAGGAGCCGCCAGCUCGGGAAGCGUUGGAAGACAUUUACGAUGCUACCCCAAGAAGGUCGCGUCGUUCUGGUCGGGCUGCUGCCUCGAGCGCGACCUCACACACACAAACAUCGUUUGCAUCAUCUGUACCGGUGUCACAGCUGCCGUCACAGUCCGAAGAGGAGGAAGAAGAUGAAGAUGAGCUUGCUUCAGGGACGGCCGGUCUUGCCAUCGCUGACGAGCCCAUCAGUGCUUCGCGGCUGGCAACCUUCAGAACAACUCUCGGCCAGCUCCUCAACUCAGCAUUGUUCGAAGAUGACUCUGCCAAUGUAGACGCAGUUGUAAACGCCGUCAACAGCAAGUUGCGGCCUGGUAGUGGCGGUGCCUUCAGCAAGCAAGAGGGUGUGAAGGCCCUCAAGAAAAUGGACGAAGCCAACCAGAUCAUGUAUACCGAUGGCGAACUCGUGUACAAGAUUUAA
Molecule: messenger RNA, 2709 nt
Organism: Colletotrichum chrysophilum
Lineage: Eukaryota; Fungi; Ascomycota; Sordariomycetes; Glomerellales; Glomerellaceae
Exons: 3
Coding region: 1-2709 (902 amino acids)
Biological process (GO): mitotic DNA replication initiation; DNA replication; DNA strand elongation involved in DNA replication
Cellular component (GO): nucleus; MCM complex
Molecular function (GO): single-stranded DNA binding; ATP binding; ATP hydrolysis activity
Source: RefSeq, a predicted model, not a curated record